Seriola aureovittata is the source of this 8816-nucleotide messenger RNA. Its product is annotated as myosin-11-like. Gene Ontology annotation, cellular component: myosin complex. Bases 291 to 6347 code for a protein of 2018 amino acids. The transcript is spliced from 44 exons. Gene Ontology annotation, molecular function: ATP binding; cytoskeletal motor activity; actin filament binding. NCBI's taxonomy places the organism in Eukaryota, Metazoa, Chordata, Actinopteri, Carangiformes, Carangidae. The record is from RefSeq and is a predicted model, not a curated record.
AUCAUCAUCAUCAACAUCAUCAUCACUUCACUUACCUGACAUGAUAUUCUCGUUUCCCUGGAGUUGAGCCUCCAUCCAUCAGCACUGAAGAUUGAAGCUCUGCACAGCCGGAGGUCGAAAAGAGGUCAGAGGUCAACUUGACUCCCAUCACCACACCAGAGGCUGAACCAGUCGACAGUGACGAUUCGGACAUCAGUUCAACCACCUCUGAACUACCACAGAUCGACUCUGCCACCACUGCCUCCUGCGAAGCACAGAUCCAACCAGCUCCUAACAGUGACAUUUCCAACAUGGCUGACCCGGCUGCUGAGGACCAGAAGUACCUGUUUCUGGAAAACGAUUUUCGCAACAGUGGCGUGGCACAAGCCGACUGGGCAGCCAAGAAGAUGGUGUGGGUCCCGUCAGAGAGGGAGGGCUUCGAGCAGGCCAGCAUCAAGGAGGAGAAGGGUGAUGAGGUGCUGGUGGAGCUCUCCAACGGUCACAAAGUGACGGUGAACAAGGACGACAUCCAGAAGAUGAACCCACCCAAGUUCAGCAAAGUGGAGGACAUGGCCGCCCUCACCUUCCUCAACGAAGCCUCCGUCCUCCACAACCUGCGAGAGAGAUACUUCUCCAGCCUGAUCUAUACGUACUCUGGUCUCUUUUGUGUGGUGGUGAAUCCCUACAAGAUGCUGCCCAUCUACUCUGAGAAGAUCAUCGAGAUGUACAAGGGCAAGAAACGCCACGAGGUGCCGCCGCACAUCUACUCCAUCACAGACAACGCCUACAGGAACAUGAUGCAAGACCGUGAGGAUCAGUCUAUUCUCUGCACUGGUGAGUCUGGAGCAGGGAAGACCGAAAACACCAAGAAGGUGAUUCAGUACCUGGCCGUCGUCGCCUCCUCACACAAGGGCAAAAAAGAUGUCAACCCAGAAUCAGUCGCUGCAGCUGUGGCCAAGCAACAGCAGCAGCAGGCAGGAUCUCUGGCCUAUGGGGAGCUUGAGAAGCAGCUGCUACAGGCCAAUCCGAUCCUGGAGGCAUUUGGAAACGCCAAAACCAUCAAGAACGACAACUCCUCACGAUUUGGCAAGUUCAUCAAGCUCAACUUUGAUGUGACUGGCUACAUUGUUGGAGCAAAUAUUGACACCUACCUCCUGGAGAAGUCUCGCUGUAUUCGUCAGGCCAACACUGAGAGAGCUUUUCACAUCUUCUACUACAUGGUGGCAGGAGCCAAAGACAAGACAAGAGAGGAGCUGCUGCUGGAGGACUUCAACAGCUACCGUUUCCUGAGGGCGGGUCACGUGGAGAUCCCUGGUCAGGAGGACGAUGAGAUGUUUGUUGAGACUCUGGAGGCCAUGGAGAUCAUGGGCUUCACCGAGGAGGAGAGACUGGGGAUGCUGAAGGUGGUGUCCACUGUGCUCCAGCUGGGCAACAUCAAAUUUGAGAAGGAGAGGAACAGCGAGCAGGCGACCAUGCCCGACAACACCGCUGCUCAGAAGGUGUGUCACCUGCAGGGCAUCAAUGUGACCGACUUCACCCGCGCCAUCCUCACCCCCCGGAUCAAAGUGGGCCGGGAGGUGGUGCAGAAGGCUCAGACCAAGCAGCAGGCUGAUUUCGCAAUAGAGGCUUUGGCUAAAGCCAUGUAUGAGCGUCUGUUUCGCUGGAUCCUGGCGAGGGUCAACAAGACCCUGGACAAGAGUAAGAGACAGUCGUCCUCCUUCCUGGGCAUCCUGGACAUCGCUGGCUUUGAGAUUUUUGAGGACAACUCCUUCGAGCAGCUCUGCAUCAACUACACCAACGAGCGUCUGCAGCAGCUCUUCAACCACACCAUGUUCGUCCUGGAGCAGGAGGAGUACAAGAGGGAGGGCAUCGAGUGGAACUUCAUCGACUUUGGCCUGGACCUGCAGCCCUGCAUCGAGCUCAUCGAGAGGCCGAACAACCCUCCAGGUAUCCUGGCCCUGCUGGACGAGGAGUGCUGGUUCCCCAAAGCCACCGAUGUUUCCUUCGUGGACAAGCUGCUGAACACGCACACCGGUCACGUUAAGUUCUCCAAACCCAAACAACACAAAGAUAAACUGAUGUUCAGUGUUCUGCACUACGCUGGAAAGGUCGACUAUAAUGCAGCUAACUGGCUGACAAAGAACAUGGAUCCUCUGAAUGACAAUGUGACGGCUCUGCUCAACAACUCCUCCAGCAACUUCAUCCAGGACCUGUGGAAAGACGCUGAUCGAGUGGUGGGUCUGGAGACCAUGACCAAGAUGUCAGAGAGUUCGAUGCCCACCUCCACAAAAUCCAAGAAGGGCAUGUUCCGCACUGUGGGCCAGCUGUACAAAGAGUCGCUGGGCAAACUGAUGACCACGCUGCACAACACCCAGCCCAACUUUGUCCGCUGCAUCAUCCCCAACCACGAGAAGAGGUCUGGGAAGAUGGACUCAAACCUGGUGCUGGAGCAGCUGAGGUGUAACGGGGUGCUGGAGGGCAUUCGAAUCUGCAGACAGGGAUUCCCCAACCGCAUCGUGUUCCAGGAGUUCAGACAGAGAUAUGAGAUUCUGGCUGCCAACGCCAUCCCUAAGGGCUUCAUGGACGGGAAACAGGCGUGUUGUCUGAUGGUAAAGCACCUGGAUCUGGACCCUAACCUGUACCGUAUUGGUCAGAGUAAGAUGUUCUUCAGGACGGGAGUUUUGGCUCAGCUGGAGGAGGAGAGAGACCUCAAACUCACCGUCGUCAUCAUCGCCUUCCAGGCACAAGCACGAGGCUUCCUGGCCCGCAAAGCUUUCAGUAAACGUCAGCAGCAGCUGAGCGCCAUGAAGGUCAUCCAGAGAAACUGCGCCUGUUACCUGAAACUCAAGAACUGGCAGUGGUGGAGGCUUUUUACUAAGGUGAAGCCCCUGCUGCAGGUUACCAGACAAGAGGAGGAAAUGGGUCAGAAGGAGGAGGAGCUAAAGGCGGCGAAAGAAGUGGCAGCAAAGACUGAGGCCGAGCUGAAGGAAGUCAGCCAGAGACACACCCAGCUGAUGGAGGAGCGAGCCCAGCUGGAGUCAAAGCUGCAGGCGGAGACGGAGCUGUGCGCUGAGGCCGAGGAGAUGAGGGUGAGACUGGAGGCCAAGAAGCAGGAGCUGGAGGAGGUGCUGCACGAGAUGGAGGCCCGGCUGGAGGAGGAGGAGGACCGCAGCAGCUCCCUGCAGCAGGAGAAGAAGGACAUGGAGCAGCAGCUACAGCUGAUGGAGGCCCACAUAGCGGAGGAGGAGGACGCUCGGCAGAAGCUGCAGCUGGAGAAAGGGGCUGUGGAGGGAAAAGUCAAGAAGCUGGAGGAGGACAUCCUGCUGAUGGAGGACCAGAACAACAAACUGCUGAAGGAGCGAAAGCUUCUGGAGGAGAGGAUGGCUGACAUGAGCUCCAACCUGGCCGAGGAGGAGGAGAAGUCCAAGAACCUGACCAAACUCAAGGCCAAGCACGAGUCCAUGAUCUCUGACCUGGAGGUUCGCUUAAAGAAGGAAGAGAAGGGUCGUCAGGACAUGGAGAAGGCCAAGAGGAAGGUGGAGGCGGAGCUGGCCGACCUCCAGGAGCAGCACGCCGACCUCCUGGCCCAGCUAGCUGAGCUGCGAGCCCAGCUAGCCGCCAAGGAAGACGAGCUCCAGGCCACGCAGGCCCGCUUGGAGGAGGAGAGCAAUCACCACGGGGCAGCGGUGAAGCGGAUUCGGGAGUUGGAGGCUCUGCUCUCAGAGCUGCAGGAGGACUUGGAGGCAGAGAGGACGGCCAGGGGGAAGACUGAGGCGGCGCGCCGGGACCUUGGGGAGGAGCUGAACGCUCUGCGCACUGAGCUGGAGGACAGUCUGGACACCACCGCCGCGCAGCAGGAGCUUAGGGCAAAGCGUGAGCAGGAGGUGGCCAUGUUGAAGAAAGCCAUGGAAGAUGAGGGGCGGAGCCACGAGGCUCAAAUCCAGGAUCUGAGACAGAAACACAGUCAGGCUGUGGAGGAGCUUAGUGAGCAGCUGGAGCAGGCCAAGAGGGUGAGGGCUGGUCUGGAGAAAGCCAAGCAGGCUCUGGAGAAGGAGUCGGCAGAUCUGAGCGCUGACCUGCGAUCCCUGGCCAGCGCCAAACAGGACGUGGAGCACAAGAAGAAGAAGGUGGAGGGUCAGCUGAACGACCUGCACUCACGCUUCAACGAGAGCGAACGACAGAGGACUGAGCUGGGAGAGAAAGUCUCCAAGAUGACUCUGGAGCUGGACAGCGUGACGGGUCUGCUGAAUGAGGCGGAGGGAAAGAACAUCAAGCUGAGUAAAGACGUCUCCAGUCUGUCCUCUCAGCUCCAGGAUGCACAGGAGGUGCUGUCAGAGGAGACCCGUCAGAAGCUGAAUGUGUCGGGACGUCUCCGUCAGAUGGAGGAGGACAGGAACAGCCUGAUGGAGCAGCUGGAGGAGGAGACUGAGGCCAAACAGGCCGUGGAGAGGCAGGUCUCCAGCCUCAACAUGCAGCUGUCGGACUACAAGAAGAAGCUGGACGAGACGUCGGGGGCAGUGGAGCUGCUGGAGGAGGGGAAGAAGCGCUUGCAGCGCGAGCUGGAGGCGGUCAACGGCGAGUACGAGGAGAAGGCCUCGGCCUGCGACAAGCUGGAGAAGAGCCGGAGCCGGAUGCAGCAGGAGCUGGAGGACGUCCUCAUGGACCUGGACAGCCAGAGGCAACUCGUCUCCAACCUGGAGAAGAAGCAGAAGAAGUUUGAUCAGAUGCUGGCAGAGGAGCGAGCCGUGUCCUGUAAGUUUGCAGAGGAACGUGAUCGAGCGGAGGCGGAGGCGAGGGAGAAGGACACUCGAGUGUUAGCUCUGUCCAGAGCUCUGGAGGAGAACCAGGACGCCCUGGAGGAGGCGGAGAAGACCAUGAAGGGCCUCCGAGCCGAGAUGGAGGACCUCAUCAGCUCCAAGGACGACGUGGGAAAGAGUGUCCACGACCUGGAGAAAGCGAAGCGUGGCCUGGAGUCCAUUGUGGAGGAGAUGAGGACACAGAUGGAGGAGCUGGAGGACGAGCUGCAGGUCGCUGAAGACGCCAAGUUGCGUCUGGAGGUCAACAGUCAGGCCCUGAAAGCUCAGCAUGAGAGGGAGCUGCAGGCCCGCGACGAGAUGGGCGAGGAGAAGAGGAAGCAGCUCCUCAAACAGGUGCGUGAGCUGGAGGGGGAGCUGGAGGAGGAGAAGAAGCAGCGAGGUCAGGCGUCGGCCGGGAAGAAGAAGCUGGAGGGGGAGCUGAAGGACAUGGAGGACCAGGUGGAGGCCACCAGCAGGGGGCGCGACGAGGCGGUUAAGCAGCUCCGCAAGAUCCAGGGCCAGGUGAAGGAUCUGGGGAGGGACCUGGAGGACUCUCGUGCAGCCCAGAAGGAGGUGCUCGCUUCAGCCAGAGAGUCUGAGCGCAGAACCAAAGUCCUGGAGGCCGACAUCGUCCAGCUGCACGAGAUGUUGGCAGCAGCUGAGAGAGCUCGUAAGCAGGCAGAGACAGAGAGAGACGAGCUGCACGAAGAACUGGCCAGUAACUCCUCUGGGAAGUCACUGAUGUCUGAUGAAAAGCGUCGCCUGGACAUUAAGAUCAGUCAGCUGGAGGAGGAGCUGGAGGAGGAGCAGGCCAACGUGGAGAGCCUCAACGACCGGCUGAGGAAGAGCCAGCAGCUGGUGGAGCAGCUGGGGGCGGAGCUGGCGGCGGAGAGGUCCUCCUCUCAGAGCAGGGAGGGGUCCAGGCAGCAGCUAGAGAGGCAGAACCGAGAGCUGAAGGCCAAGCUGCAGGAGAUCGAGGGCCAGGGCCGCUCCAAGCUCAAGUCCUCCAUUGCCGCCCUCGAGGGCAAGCUGAGAGAGGCUGAAGAGCAGCUGGAGAUAGAGAGCAGAGAGCGCCAGGCCAACGCCAAGAAUCUGCGUCAGAGAGAGAAGAAGCUGAAGGAUUUGACGAUCCAGAUGGAGGAUGAGAGGAAGCUGGCGCAGCAAUACAAAGACCAGGCGGAGAAGGGCAACGUGCGGGUGAAGCAGCUGAAGCAUCAGCUGGAGGAGGCGGAGGAGGAGGCGCAGCGCAUGGCGGCCGCUCGCAGGAAACUGCAGAGGGAGCUGGACGAGGCGAGCGAGGCCAACGACGCCAUGAACAGAGAGGUGUCAUCGCUCAGGAGCAAACUGAGGCGUGGUGGCGGGGAGGCGGUGUUCAGCAGCCCCAGUCCUCGGAGCAGCGGCGGCGGCAGCAUCAGGAGCUUCGGGAUGGGAGGGAGCAUCGGCCGGAGGAGCACCCUCAAGGAGAACUCAGUGGAGCUGCAGGAGGAGGAGCCUCGGUCCCCGUCUCCUCCGCCCUGCACCCCCCCACUGGAUGCCCACGAGGAGGACUACACCUGCUCCCCCGAUGAGUAAAGGGACCACACUUGACAUUAUGAUUAGAAUUCACUCAAGUAAAGAAAACUGAAAUAUUUUUACACUUUAGAUUUAAAAAUUCAAGUGUCCUUUCACAAUAAAAGCCUCAAUGUUCCUGAAAACCAAAACACAAGAAACAAACAGUAAAGAUUUAUGAUUUACACAAACAAUCUGAGGGAAAGAGACACACGACAAAAACAAUCUCACAUCACAACAGCACUGAAGGAAACAACACAACAUAGUGUAAAGAUCUGGAGGCCAAACAAAGUUUCCCACUGUCUCUACCACAAUAAAGCCAACAUGUCAUUGACCAUACAUGUUUAUAUUUUAGGAUUUGAUGUUUUUUGUCAUAUGAAGGUGAACUGAACUUCACACUGUCGCUCAGUUAAAACCAGAAGUUUGAACACCUGACUCUGGGAAAUUCCACGUCUCCCAUCUUUCUCACAUUUUAUUGACAAAAUAAUCAAUCAGGUUUAUAGCAAUUGAUGAGGAUAUAUAAGAAAAAAAUUAGCAAGUUUGAAUCAUGGACAAUAAUUUUAAAAAGUAAUUUAAAAUAUUUUUUUUCUUUAGGUUUGAUUGCUGAUCCUUUGUUUUUUUUUGUUUUUUUUUAAAUAUGCACUUUCCUCUUAGUCAGUGGUUCUCAAAGUGGGGUCCAGGAACCUCCAGGGGUCCUUGAGGAGGUCCCCAGCAAAAAGGGGAAUCCUUUAUUUUCACCGUAAUUGGGUCCAUAAGUAACACAAUGACAGAAUAUAUAUUUUUUAUUUUUGGGUCUUGGGUUUCAAACACUGUCUGUUAUAAAACAUCUAAAAUCAAAAAUCUUCUCAGAUGGGGUCUGUGGUCUAAUUUGUGUCACAAUAUGUUCUUGAAGUGAAAAAACUUUGAGAACCACUGAACUAAGUAAAUGUUGCUGUUAAAUUUAAAACAGCUUUUUGGUCCUUUAUUAAUGAGCAUGCUUCAAAAUUAGGAUUCAUUUAAGUUUUUAUGUGAAAUUGCUCCAGUACCCAUGAGCCUCAGUGGCUGUUGCUGUGCAAACGUUUUAAACCGAUUCUAAUUUCUAUAUUUAUCAAUGUCUACAGAGCUCAGUGACUUCUGGGAUUUUAAGUUUCAAAACAAAAGGUCACGUUUCAGUUUCAUACCUGUCCAAGUGGAAGAAACGACCAGGCCUCGCUUCGUUUUCCUUCACUAAACCUGUCGCUGAUGAACCAAACUUUUCUCUGUCCCAUGAUUUCUUCCCUUCUCUUUGUAGCUCCAUUAAGUAACGAAUCACUCACCUGUGUUUUUAUCUGCACUUCUCAGAUAUAAAUAAAUAUAUAUGUUAUACAAAACACAGUUCAGGAGAACCGUUUGAACCUGAUCAGUGCAAAUAUUUUAGUCAUGGUGACGGAAGAAUGAAAAAAGAAAUGUCAAACAACAGUUAAAACGUCACAAGUUAGUCCAAUAGUGGAUUUACCAGCAUUUGUUAUUACACAGACUGAUUCAAAAUUGUUUAACUUGAUUUCGGGAAAUAAACCUGUAAUUGAAUGAGCACAAUAGAGCAGGUGUGAACACUGUAGAUUUCAACUCCUCAAAGUUUACAAAGUAAAAAAAGAAAAUUAUCUCCAACGUAAAGAAAGUGAUUCUGAUUUGAAGUGAGGCCAAGAACUUGUCACUAAUAUUUUCAAUGUUUGUGGAUUAACAUAUUAUUUAUAUGAUUAUAUUUAUUUAUAUUCCAGGUAGUUUAUCUAAUUCCCACACAAAAAGUCAGUCUCUUGUUUAUGACCCAUGACAGCUGAGCUGAUUCAGAUUCUGUUUAACUACUUUGUUUUUUUCCAGAAACCUCAAAGACUCUUUUAACCGUCUGGGUGAAAAAAAUAUUUCCUCUCCAGGGAGCCUGAAAUGUCGUCUCUCUCUUAUUUUGGACAAUAUGAGAAAAACAUACACAUUUUAUUGUAUAAAAAUAUAAGAGACAUCAUCAUAUAACUGAAAAUACAAUCUGACAUUUUGAUUCAGGUUGCUCAUAUUGUGCAGAGACACUGUCAUUUCCAUCUAAGUCUUUGUUGGGAUUGCAAAAUAAGAGUUGCAACCUAAACCCUUUAACCUGUCUCUUGUGCAUUGGAUGAAAUAUCUUUUCUUCUAAAUUGUGUGAAGAGACUUUAAGGAUUCUGGACAUGUUAUAUCUGUUAAAUUAAUUUAUUAACAGGUAUUUAUGUUUCUGAAAAUCAGCUGCUCAGUUCUGUGUCACACCACCUGGAGCUGACUUUACUCUUCAUGCACAUCCUCAGAGGGUUUUAAUAUUUAGAGAUAAGCUCUUAGUUUGGAAACUGAAUGUAAAACUAUAUUUGUAAACCAACUGUUGUAUAUUCAUUCCUGAUUAGGCAGUGUGAUUAAAACCUCACAGAUUCACAAUUAUAUAAUUAUAAUGAAGGUGAUUUGUACAACAGACUUUCUGCUUUCUGUGAACCAGUGCUAUUAAAACUGCUACUAAACUCA